AUCGUGCCAUCUUAACUCAAUACUGACCUCAAGCACAGCCUCAUCAAUCAAUUCUCCCUUGCCAGAUCUCUCUUCGACCAUCACGCUGGCACCAGCAUCAGUAUCCACCCUCUCAUACCCCCCCACCGCUCUACAAAGUCAUGAUUCCACCCUGACACAUCGACCUCCUUCGCCCUGACCUCCAACCAAAUACCUCUCCCCUGCGUCCGUCUGUCUCGAUCGCUCACUAUGCUCACUGCCUCGCAGCCCGUCUCCGCCUUAUCUACCCCCUCUGCCACUACCUCGAACCAUCCCUCCCUCUUUCCCUCCCGCCGUCCUGCUAGUAAAGAUGGUGACAACAAAGCCCUCUGGGUCCCCAUGCUCAAUCGAGCUUCAAAAGGGAAAGACCUCUCAGAGAAGCAGCUUCUCCUCUUGGGCGGCACUCCAGACCAACAACGAGAAUUCCUCGAACAACUAAACCCACAAUCCUUACGCACCCGCUUCCUCAACACUAACGACCGGAGAAGACAGCAACAGCAAUCCCGUUCCUCUCCUGUCUCGAAUCGUUAUGCCUUGGGCUACACCUAUCAUGAUGUUCUAGACGCAGACCAGGAGGACAUUCUCGCCCGAUUAAACAUCCAUAUGCUGUCCAACCCCAGCGCCAGUUUUGCUCCCUUGCUGAAAUCACUCCUGACCCCAAACACGGUCAAGGACACCCUCAUCACAAUCCUCCUCGAUUGGUCUGAUCCCUUCCGCUGGGCACGACAACUUCGUCAAUGGAUCCGCCUCUUGAGGGGCGUGAUUUUGUCUCUAGACGAGGCAACAAAAGUGGAAAUGGAGGAGACAAUGAUGGCGUGGGAAGAGAGAAGAGUCGGACCCGAUGCCCCAUCCACUCAACCAGGAGGCACGGGCUCUACAACCACCACAAGUGCGAAUACCAACGGCACAGACCAAAAAGCAUCCUCCUCCGCAACUGUCGGCGUGCUACCGGGCCCAGGAGAAUGGGACGAAGGACUUGGUAUCCCCUUGUCGGUAGUCUGCAUUCAGGCGGAAAAGACCGAGUCCUUGGAAAGAGAUCAUGGCUGGGGUGACGACCAGUUUGACUUUUUGAUGCAGUGGCUCAGAUCUGUCCUUCUCAAGCACGGCGCUUCGCUCGUCUACACCUCAACGUUUGAUCCCAACAACAUCCGUACACUCAUCCACUCCAGCCUGAGUAUUCACUCGCUCCUCAAACGUGAGGUCGCAAAGCAUAACAUUGUCGAAAGGGACAAGAUCUUGAUUCCUCCCAACUGGGAUUCAUGGGGCAAGAUUCGGUUGCUCAAUGAAACUUUCGAUCCAGAGUCAGUCAGCAAUGCCUGGUCGGUGGAAAUCCAGGCUCCCCCAGAGCAGACCUUGGACCUAGAUAUUUUGUCAUCCUCCCCAACAUCCACGACUAGACCGGAUGGAGCAUCAAAUUCCCCUGACGGCGCCCAACAAAAUACUUCCACCGAAAAGACCGAAUCGGCAGUUCAAACAUUUGAAGCUACAUUGAUCAACCCUAGCACACACCGUCCUUCUUUCCAUCCCCGCACCAAAGCCGAAGAGCCUGUAACGGUCCGACCUCUGGCUGAAUUUCUUCAAGAUCUCAGUAACACGAUGGACCGGUUGAAGGCUGAAGAUGAGAAGGCCGAGAAGAAGGCGCGAAAGGAUGCACCCCUUUCCACGGGUACUGGAGCAAUGUCUCGGACAGGGGCUUCAGAAGAUGGAGCGGACUCACUGAGCAGAGGAGGGAUGGGCGCGUCAAGUUCUCGAAUGGCGGAACAUAUUGGUCCGUACCAGAUCAACGUCAACGGGAUUGACUUUGAUGCUGAGGAGGCCACGAGACGGAUUCAGGAGCGGAUUGACAAGGAGAAGCAACGAGAAGGGGACAAGGAAAGAAACGGAGAGCGAGGUUUUGGAAGUUCAAUGUCACCACCAUUGGGAGCGUCAGGUACGCCGAUGGGACGGAGCAACAGCGGGACCGCAACAGACGGAGUAGCGUCAGGAACGGGGACCAGUAAUCCAACGGCAUCUUCCACGCUAGGAGGCAAACAAAACAACGAACCAUUACGAUCAUUCUUUGACAACCUGAUCAACAAGAAGGACGGCAAGCGAGGUGGGUCCAGUGUGAGUGCCAGCCCAACCAGAGGACCAGGUACGCACAGUCCUAGCGUUCGAGGAGCAGGCAAGAUGGACGAUGAAAGACGAAGAGAGUCAUAAGUGCCGCUGUACACGAGAGUCAGGGUUGCUUGCAUUCUAGAUUUCGUCUGAAAUGUGUUCGGCCGGUUUUUCGUGGUGGUGGUGCUUGGGCCAUCGAGAUUUACUAUGUAGACCGUAGGAAUCACUUGUGAUGACAAUGCCAUCAACUAUACCGAAUGCAGUAUGCAGAUUGAGAGCCGAUAAAAUAGAUCAAAAUGCGC
This is a messenger RNA of Exophiala mesophila, 2417 nucleotides long. RefSeq lists its product as uncharacterized. Bases 229 to 2217 code for a protein of 662 amino acids. Gene Ontology annotation, cellular component: cytoplasmic dynein complex; centrosome. The record is from RefSeq and is a predicted model, not a curated record. Lineage: Eukaryota; Fungi; Ascomycota; Eurotiomycetes; Chaetothyriales; Herpotrichiellaceae. Gene Ontology annotation, molecular function: dynein heavy chain binding. The transcript has a single exon. Gene Ontology annotation, biological process: microtubule-based movement; microtubule cytoskeleton organization.